AUGUCGCCCAAGGCUUCAGCAAGCCGCCGCCGUCGGCCUGAGUUUGCCUUGGGGGUACCCAUCGCUUGCCCAAGAACAAUCUUGCUGAGCCUAUCAUGGCUGCUGCUGUCGCUCAUCGGGCUGGUUUGCUUCAGUCUCGACCAGGCCCGGUCUGGGUCUAUGGGCUGUGAGAUGAGCUGGAUGUCGCCCACGUACCACCGUCUAGAAUGGGAUCAAUCUACCGAACAGCGGUAUUCGGUUUAUCUCUACCGUGAAGGGGGGCUUGACCCAGCCAAGCCGUCGGGACUGCCUGUCAUCUUCGUGCCCGGCAAUGCUGGAGACUUCAAGCAGGUGCGAUCAAUUGCUUCCUCGGCAUCGCGCCAGUUUUUUAAUGUCGACGACAGUAAAUCAAGCCAUGAAGAGUGGGCCAAGCCUCUGGACUUCUUUGCACGUUCGUCUCAACUGAGUGAUACGCGGCUGACCUGGAAAGUGGACUUCAACGAGGACUUUUCAGCCUUCCAUGCGCAAACGUUGGAGGAACAGGGUCAUUUCUUGGCCUCAAUCAUACCCCAUGUUCUUUCGGCAUAUCGGCACACACCUCCCAACCAGCGACCAUCCAGAGUCAUGCUCCUAGGCCACUCCAUGGGAGGCAUUGUGGCCAGGCUGGCCGCGUCAUUGGUGGAUAACACCACCAUUGACGCGAUCAUAACCAUGUCGACCCCCCACCAGAGUCCACCGUUACCUUUUGAGAGUACCAUGGAAGACAUAUAUUCCACGGUCAAUUCGGCUUCUUAUCGUGCCCCGCAUCCUCUCUUGGUCUCCAUCUGCGGCGGAGUGUCCGACACUCAGAUUGUUUCCGACAGCUGUGCACUGUCCAAAGAACUCAUUGAAGUCGACGAUGGGUUUGCUGUCUUCACUACAGCCAUACCUGGCGUAUGGACUGGUGUUGAGCACCAAGCCACCGUGUGGUGCCAUCAACUGCGAUGGCGUGUGGCGAGGGCGAUGCUCGACAUGAGCAUGGAGACAACUCGCGAUGCCAAGCUCCUCGCCGCCAGGAAAUGGCUCCUCGGAGGUAUGCCGACUCAUCCUCCGAUAGAUGCGUUACAAGUCGACGUGCCGGUCACUGCAUCCACUAUGGCAAUCCUUGCCCGCAUACCAACUAUCACCGAAGAAACACUGGCUGCACCGCCUCUCAAAAUCCUGCACUGCAUACACGAACGGUGCACCGAGCCACGUUGGUCCCUCUCACGGGUCCCUUGGCCUCGCAACAACAGCGAACCGUUUCCCUUCCCGGGUGAAGGUGCGCGCCCUCAGGACUCGAUACUCGCCAUAGACAUCAUUGAUCUCGUUGUCGAUGGUUCCCUGCGACUGCAUGCUCCGCGGGGUACGGAGGUUUCAUCGGGCCUCAAGCUCGAUAGCGUUGCGAGCAACCGGUGGGGCCACCCUCCCACUGUUCAGCACUUGUCAAUCCCCGCUGAUGAGGCAUCAGCCUCGACCGAGUCCAAGUUCUACCCUAUUGGCAAUUCUUCCAUCAUUCUGCACUCGCAUACCAGUGGGUCGCCCUUUGCAAGUCCUCAGAGAGCUGGGGACAUCGACAUCCAUGUCUAUCAGCAGCCCGGCUGCCCCGUCAAGGAGGUAGCAAUAGCCGUGGACAUCCCUGCCUCUUUCGCCAAAGCUAUCCUUCGAUUUAGGAUUGCGCUUCUUGAUUGGUGUUUGGGCUGGUCUUCACUCCUGAUUUUCCAACUUUUGCUGGAGCACCACACGUCCGGUACGUUUGAACGAUAA
Molecule: messenger RNA, 1764 nt
Organism: Apiotrichum porosum
Lineage: Eukaryota; Fungi; Basidiomycota; Tremellomycetes; Trichosporonales; Trichosporonaceae
Gene: BST1
Product: GPI inositol deacylase
Exons: 3
Coding region: 1-1764 (587 amino acids)
Biological process (GO): endoplasmic reticulum to Golgi vesicle-mediated transport; GPI anchor metabolic process
Cellular component (GO): endoplasmic reticulum
Molecular function (GO): phosphatidylinositol deacylase activity
Source: RefSeq, a predicted model, not a curated record